Molecule: messenger RNA, 1586 nt
Organism: Topomyia yanbarensis
Lineage: Eukaryota; Metazoa; Arthropoda; Insecta; Diptera; Culicidae
Gene: Task6
Product: two pore potassium channel protein sup-9
Exons: 5
Coding region: 336-1451 (371 amino acids)
Biological process (GO): stabilization of membrane potential; potassium ion transmembrane transport
Cellular component (GO): membrane
Molecular function (GO): potassium ion leak channel activity
Source: RefSeq, a predicted model, not a curated record
CCGUCGCUGUCAGAUGUGCAAAAUCGAUCGAUAAACUAUAUCUGCAACAGAAUUUUCAGCCACACGCAGAGACAGUGAGGUGGUUGAAGCUCUGUAGUGCCAAAAUUAGUGUCCUUUUUGUGCCAAUUGAGCUGAACGGAACACGAAAUCAGCACCAUGCUAAGCUAGAGUAAGAUUUUACAAGUAUCCAGGGCGGCCAAGGAUAUUGAAUGCGAGGAAUUAGCUUGCAUUCUGUGCGAGCAGGAAUACCUUUCUUCCAUCAUUUGCAUCACGUCAUCCACAUCCAUUUACACCCGCUGUCGUGUCAUUAUAGUGUUUAGUUAGCGAAAGAAGCAAUGAAAAAGCAAAAUGUCCGGACCAUUUCACUAAUCGUGUGUACUUUUACCUAUCUACUGAUCGGAGCUGCCGUAUUCGACGCACUCGAAUCGGAAACGGAGAAAAAACGCUGGAAGGCUCUUAGUGCGGUUGAAAAUGUACUCAUCACGCGGUACAACAUAUCGGCGGAAGAUUUCAAGGUAAUCGAAACGGUUAUCAUGAAGUCGGAACCCCACAAAGCAGGCCAACAGUGGAAGUUUUCCGGAGCCUUUUACUACGCCACGACGGUGCUGACCACGAUUGGGUACGGCCAUUCGACGCCUUCUACUGUCAGCGGGAAGAUCUUCACCAUGUGCUACGCGGCCAUCGGCAUUCCGCUUGGGCUGGUUAUGUUUCAGAGCAUUGGUGAACGAGUGAAUCGGUUGAGCAGCGUGAUCGUGCAUGCAGUGAAAACGUCCUUCAACUGCAAAAAAGCUAUCGCAUCCGAAGUGGACCUUAUUCUGGUAGUCACAACACUGAGCUCCCUAACGAUAGCAGGGGGAGCGGCUGCGUUCAGCAAAUUCGAAAACUGGUCCUAUUUUGAUUCAGUUUAUUACUGCUUCAUUACACUGACCACCAUCGGGUUCGGAGAUAUGGUCGCCCUGCAGAAAGACAAUGCCCUGAACCAGAAACCGGAGUACGUAGCCUUCGCAUUAAUUUUUAUCCUUUUCGGUCUGGCGGUAGUUGCAGCCUCGUUGAAUCUUCUGGUACUUCGAUUCGUUACAAUGAAUACCGAGGAUGAGAAGCGGGAUGAGGCGCAAGCGAUUCAGGCCUUGCAAAUAGCUGUGAAACUGGACGGAGACAUCAUUACCGGGAACUCCAGUGACUCAGACCGCAAGUGCUACGAACGAAUGUCAAUUUCCGGCCCUACCCGUAACUGUACCGGCUGUCCCCGGAAAUACGAUGCCCAGGAUACGAGCGUCGGUUACAUCAUGGAUGCCAGCUACCGUUAUCCGCUGGUGGACUGUGAAAUGGCCGAACUACGAUCGCCUGGCUUGAGGUACAACACCUUCGAGCUGGAAACGGAGGAAGACGAAGGGUUGAUAAGUCCGUUGCGGUACGACCUUCAACCCGGCCGGGGAAGAGCGUCGGUUUAGGAUAGAGUGAGAUGUCGUUUGAGGGAGUAGUCUUAGAUCAUAAGCAAAUAGAUUUUCUGGGUCUAAAUUUUUAAAAAAGAAAUAUUAAUUUCGAGUUUUUUAGUGAUAGAUAGCGAUUGAAAGCGAUCGGAUGAA